This is a messenger RNA of Bursaphelenchus okinawaensis, 944 nucleotides long. The record is from the annotation of a GenBank genome assembly. Lineage: Eukaryota; Metazoa; Nematoda; Chromadorea; Rhabditida; Aphelenchoididae.
AUGCUCCGUAACAUCACCAAAUUGGCGGUUCAAGCCCCCAAGGCAGUUGCUGCUCGGCCGUUGAGCACUUCAGCCAAGGUCUUCCAUGGUCAAGACGACAUCAUGGAGAAAUGGGGUCCAGAAAAGUUUGACAAACAUUUCAUUGACUACUUCAGUCGUCCCGAGAUCGAUGGAUGGGAAGUCAGAAAGGGUAGGCAGUUUUAUCUUGAUUUUUUUAAAUUUAGGUAUAAUUUUGACAGAAAUACACCCAGGAUUGAACCUUCGACAGGUUUCUUGUUUUGUACUUUAGGCACGGUAGAUCCAAAGCAUUUUCACUAAGCUGCUCUAUGUCCAAAGCCUGAAUACUACACAAUCGCUUUACAUUUGCUUAGGCAUAUUGCUGAAUUCUGUAAAUACUAAAAUGUUUUAGGAUUGACUGAAUUGCACGACUUCGAUGUGAUCCCAGACCCCAAGGUUGUCGCCGCUGCCCUUCGUGCUUGUCGUCGUGUGAAUGACUACGCUUUGUGCGUUCGAUUCCUUGAAUCCAUCAAAAUCAAGUGCGGAUCAAAGAAGAACUGCGAUCUGAUCUACCCUUACGUUAUCAAUGAGGUAAUUUGAGUACUGUUGAAACUUAUGAUUAGACAGUUUUCUUAGCGUUUUAGAUUUGUUGAAGUCCCGAGAUACCAAAAGACAAAAAGGUCUUUAAGUUACAGGCAAAACAACUGCUGUAAUAUAUUUUAAAAUCCGAAAAGAUUUCCUCAUAUUAAUCCUUCGUUAUGGUAAUAAAUAUCUAUUUAUAGGUCAAGCCCGUCCUUGAGGAACUCGGCAUCUCCACCCCAGAAGACUUGGGCUAUGACAAGCCCGAAUUCUUUAUCCCUCAACCAGAGUACUGGUGGGAAAAGAAAUGGUACAAGGACUACGGAUACGACAAAUUGCCAGGCUACGAAUUCACCAAGAACUUCUAA